This is a messenger RNA of Metarhizium album ARSEF 1941, 1443 nucleotides long. RefSeq names its product nuclear protein SNF4. The record is from RefSeq and is a predicted model, not a curated record. Bases 1 to 1443 code for a protein of 480 amino acids. The transcript has 4 exons. Lineage: Eukaryota; Fungi; Ascomycota; Sordariomycetes; Hypocreales; Clavicipitaceae.
AUGGACGAAAGAGAUGCCGCAGCGGCGCGCCCUAGCGCCCAGCCUGCCGUCGACCCCACGCAGACCAAUGUCGAAGCCCAGAGUUGUGCGUCUCGUGAGCACGUCGCAGGCGCCCUGUCUGGGCCGGCACCUCUCCUUGGGUCUGGACCAUGCGUCGAAGAACCACCUCCACCAGCACAACCACCAACGGCAGCAAGAGCACAAGCACAAGCAUCAAAUCCCACGACUCGGUCGAAUACCUCGGCGCCUGUUCCUGGUGCUCCCCGUCCUGCUCCCGCUCCCGCUCCCGCUCCCGCUCCCGUUCCAGCUCCCGGCCACAGGCACCGUCACGAGCAACCCGCCCUCCGUGUGCCUCGUUUCGUCGCUCCCUCUUCGUAUCUCCGUUUCAAGACCUCGCACGGCAGCGCCAUGGCUGCAGCUGCAUCUCAGCCGACCUCGAAUCCGAGUACACCGAGCCCGCCGAGCCCGCCGAGCCCGCUUGAUAAGGAGCAGCGGCAAGGACUGAAAGCGAUUCGGGAUUUUCUCAAGGUUCGAACCAGCUAUGAUGUCUUGCCGCUAUCCUUCCGUCUCAUCGUCUUGGACACCGACCUCCUUAUCAAGAAGACACUUAAUAUCUUGAUACAGAACUCAAUCGUUUCUGCGCCAUUAUGGGACUCACAGAGAGGCCGUUUUGCUGGCAUAUUGACAGCCACCGAUUACAUAAACGUCAUUCAAUAUUACUGCCAAUACCCAGGCGAGAUGAGCAAGCUUGACCAAUUUCGGUUGAGUAGUCUACGAGAUAUCGAAAAGGCGAUAGGGGCAACUCCGAUUGAAACGGUAUCUGUCCAUCCUUCUCGACCGCUUUACGAGGCUUGCCGACGUAUGCUUAAGACUCGUGCGCGACGUAUUCCCCUCGUGGAUGUGGACGAUGAGACGGGCAAGCAGACGGUCAUAUCGGUCAUUACUCAAUACCGAAUUCUCAAGUUCAUCGCCGUCAACAACGAACAUAACACGGUGAUGCUCAAAAAGACGGUUCGAGAGAUUGGCUUGGGCACAUAUUUGGACCUGGCCACCAUGCGCAUGGAUAAUACGGUGCUGGAUGCUAUCCACCUGAUGGUCGAUAGAAACAUCAGUUGUAUUCCGAUUGUAGACUCGGAGAACCGGGUCCUCAACGCUUUUGAGGCAGUCGACGUCAUCCCCUGCAUUAGAGGGGGCGCAUACGAGGAACUCGAUGGAUCCAUCGGGGAGGCACUAUGUAAAAGACCAGAUGACAGCCCCGGUAUCUACACCUGCGGGGAAGGGGAUCGACUGGAUUCAUUGUUCGAUACGAUACGGAAAAGCAGAGUACACAGACUGAUUGUCAUCGACGACGAAAACAAGCUCAAGGGCGUCAUUUCACUCUCUGAUAUUCUCAAAUACGUACUCAUUCACGGGGAAGAGGACUCGUCACAAAGGGAAAGGUAG